Messenger RNA from Salvia hispanica, 823 nucleotides. Its product is annotated as B3 domain-containing protein At2g36080-like. Lineage: Eukaryota; Viridiplantae; Streptophyta; Magnoliopsida; Lamiales; Lamiaceae. The record is from RefSeq and is a predicted model, not a curated record. Gene Ontology annotation, molecular function: DNA-binding transcription factor activity; DNA binding.
UUUUCUUUCCAUUUUCAUCACUUCUCCAAAAAUGCCAACAAAACAUUGGCUCUCUCCUCCCAUCUCCACCGCCGCCGCGGCGAAAAUCGACCUCUCGAAAGAGGCCUUAUUCGAGAAGCCGCUGACGCCGAGCGACGUCGGCAAGCUCAACCGCCUCGUCAUACCGAAGCAGCACGCCGAGAGGUACUUCCCCAUGAACAACGGGGGCGGGCUGCUGCUCGGGUUCGAGGACGAGGCCGGGAAAUCGUGGCGAUUUCGGUACUCGUAUUGGAACAGCAGCCAGAGCUACGUGCUGACGAAGGGGUGGAGCCGCUUCGUCAAGGAGAAGAGGCUCGAUGCGGGAGACGUUGUCGUCUUCACGCGCCAUCCGGACGACCUCGGUCGCCUCUUCAUCGGAUGGCGCCGGAGGGGCGCCGAUGCCCCUCCGCCGCCGAAUCGCGGGGGCUGGACCGGCCUACUUUACCCUCAAGUUGAUAAUCCCGAAAAAGAGAGAAAUAGGAAUUCGAAGAGGCUGAGAUUAUUCGGGGUGAACUUAGAAUGGGACGAAGAGGAGCCGACUUCGGGUUCAGGGGAAGAGCCAUACCAUGAGUACUACUCGAGCCAUCGUCGAACCGGUCACCCGGUAAGCUUAGGCGUGUGUGAUUCGGCAACUAUUUAAGUCACUAGUUAGAGUUGGUGGAGACGUGACUGGUACAAUUUCCUAGUUUGAUUUAAUUAUUGUUGUUUCCCUUAAUCAAACAGUCACAAUUUCUGCUAUAUAGAUGGGAACUGUAUAAUUGUUGCCUUUAAUUUAGAGAUGAUGAAUUAUUGCUCUUCAGACACA